ACACCCGAUAUCGCACAAAGGUACACUAAUAUUCAUGAAGAAUCUUCAGUGUUGGCACCAAAAGUAAGUAACAUCAAUAUUAGUAAUAACAAUUGCGACGUUAACAACAACCGGACCAACGACUAUGACAGCAUUGAUGAAUUAAGUGAUGACACUAUGAGUGAUGAUUUAGACUGCUGUGGAAUCCAUGCUUUUAAGAGUGCAGAUACUGACGUUGAUAGUGUUGAACCAGAGAUUCAUAGAGUUAAUAAUUUUGAAGAUCUCAUAAUUACUGUUGAUACAAGUAUUCAUCCAUUUAUUGAGCCUUACAGCAAGUUAAUCUUUAGUUUGCAGGAGCAUCAUAUAGAAGAGGACUCACAGCGUGCGCGCCACCUAAUUGAAAUGUUAAAAUGGUCGGUUGUAAAUAGAGAUUGUUUCAUUGAAGUCGGUUGGAAAAGCAAUCUAAUAAAUAACAUUUCAAUGCCACGAGUUAAGUUUAGUCUCGUUGCGGCUGUUCUGCAAGAUCAUGCAGAUCAAAAACUUCAUUUUGCUGCAACAACACUCGAGGCAUUAAAAAAGAAAGAGAAACUUGGCAACAAAAAUAUUGGCUGGUUGACAUUUCCUACAUUCUUUGAGGAUCUUUUUAGGAAGAAAUCGAAUUAUUAUGGCCUUGAUGUUCUCACUGUUGUUACAGUUAUAUCAGCUGUUUUUUUAUACAAGCCUACUCCGUCCUGUGGUCUCGGAAGAAUGCCUUCCGAAAAUCACAUAAAAAUCGAGCUUUGGUCCAAGAUCCUGUCUACUGCUUUUUCUCUUCAUCAUUCAGAGUUUUUUCCUGUAUGGGAAUUAAAGCACUUAAUACCUGGGAAUGCAGGAUGUGGUUCAUCACGUUCUGAUUUUUCUGCGAUUGUAACCAAUCAAGAUGACAUCCAGUUUGCAUUCUUUUUGGUAGAAUUUGAGAGAAAUGGGUUUGAAUGCCAUAAGGACAAUAUCGUAGCUAUUGCAGAAGCUACUCAUGAAUUUAAUCGGAUUUUGUCUUUGGCACAUGAUCCGUCAGAAGAUGAAGUCAAUCAAGUUCGAUUACAUAUUGGAUUAGUAAAUGCAACGACAAUUCAUUUUAGCAUGCUUGAACCUGUAUAUAAUGAACAACAGUCGAGGCUAGUCUAUGUUCACCAUGAAAAUCUAUUUUCAUUUAAUCUUCAUACCCAAGAUCCUGAAGUGAAUAUUGAAAAUUCACUUAAGCUGAUAACUUAUAUACGUGAAACUAUCUGCGCAGAUGCAUUGCCAAAAUUACCCAAUGAAUCAGUCAAAUCAAGAUCAUCUAGUACAAA
Molecule: messenger RNA, 1307 nt
Organism: Racocetra fulgida
Lineage: Eukaryota; Fungi; Glomeromycota; Glomeromycetes; Diversisporales; Gigasporaceae
Source: the annotation of a GenBank genome assembly